Messenger RNA from Lactuca virosa, 300 nucleotides. Lineage: Eukaryota; Viridiplantae; Streptophyta; Magnoliopsida; Asterales; Asteraceae. The record is from the annotation of a GenBank genome assembly.
AUGCUUACCUACCAAAGUAACAUCUUAGGGAUCACUGAAGAACAGUUGUUUGCUCUAUUAUCUCACAUGAUUGCAGACAUAUUGGUUGCUUGCUUCACCAACAUUCCACGAGUCAUAACAAUGAAAUGCCAUGAAAGUGCAAUAGAGAAACGGGAGGAUAGUGUUGAGGCUGCAGCUAAGCUUCUUGGUAGGACUACUGAGAUAAUAAAAAGACUUGAAAUGCAUGAACUGCCAAGCAUUGAUCAAGAGAAAAUGGCAUUUAUUGAUGAAUGGCGUCUUCAUUUGCAACAUAUCCCUUAA